UAUUCAGAGCCCUUUUCGUUAGGGUAACUCAUUUGUUUUUCUUUUGGUUGACAGUUUGUGAACUGUACAUUUAGCGCAUUCUAUUAAGUCAUUUAGAAAGAUUAAUUUGACCAAUUUACUAGACCCGAUUGAGAUAGCACAAUGCACAUAAAACCACAGUCUUCACCGCUACUCUAAGCAAUAUUGCAAGUUCUACAGGCUUAUUCGGACCUUACAACAGCAACCAAUAUGACAAAAAGUGUAUUUAUAUUAUAAGUAUAGCAACAAUACAAACAAACUACACAUUCAUAGCGACAUUCGCACGACAUCCUGGCUGUACCUUUAAAUGGAGCGAAAUCGCGAAUAUGCAAAAUACCAGCGCACUUAGACGACCAGAAACUCUGAAGUUCCAUAUCCUGUUCCUUCAGAUAACGACACAUUCUUAAAAUCGACGUCGCCUUCAUAAAAAUUCCCCGAUUAGUAUUAAAUUGAAUUUAAAUAUGGAUGAAGUAAAUCAUAAGCACUGGAAAACAAAGAACUCGAAUUAGCGCGAUGCAAAUGGAAGUAGGCCUAUACAUUUUCUAUUUUCAUGUACGGAACAUGGAAAACGCGGAACAUGCCUUAGUGCUGGAGAUUCGCCGCUUCAGUUGAUUACGCGGAGGUACAGUGUUGGAAAAUAAAGGAAACGGGAAUCGACUCAUCGGUCUGUGAGAGAAAUGCCGUGGCACCUGAGGGGCCUGGCGGACUGACACACAGCACCCCCUUCUUUUCAGGAGAGGAAAGAUUAAAUACCCCGACUGGGGCCAGAGAAAGAGUGGAGAGGAGCACAUUGUCUAUCUUUUGUUCUUCCUAAUGUCUCCGGAGAGAGAUCUCCAUGGGCUGGCCGGCACUUUCUGCCAGACUGUUUAAAGAAAUACCCAUAAUUCCUGCCUUCAGACAGGAGUGAAAUAAUUCUAGAAAAAAAGUACAAAAACCUGAUUAAUCUUAUCGAGGCUAGAUCAGAGACAGGAUAAGGGUUUUGAAGAGUCUUUGCUCCAAAGGAUAUUCAAAUUUGAAGUUUUUGGGGGAUUUUUCCUUUUUACAACUCAAAAGGGAUUGUUCUCGGAUGUGGGUUUGGCUUUUCACCAUGGCUCUGCCCCCAGUCUGCUUGAGGGAUUUGAUUGGCUGUUGGACUAUCAUUCGGAGCUCCACACUGGUCCUGCUUUGCUGCGCCGUGGCGACGCUGGCGGCCAAGCCCCGCCCGCCCGGUCACACCCACCUGAACUCCAUCCGGAUCGACGGGGACAUCUCGCUGGGGGGUCUGUUCCCGGUGCACGCCCGCGGGAACGACGGGAAGGCGUGCGGGGAGCUGAAGAAGGAGAAGGGCAUCCACCGGCUGGAGGCCAUGCUCUUCGCCCUGGACCGCAUCAACAACGACCACGACCUGCUGCCCAACAUCACGCUGGGCGCGCGCAUCCUGGACACCUGCUCACGUGACACCCACGCCCUGGAGCAGUCCCUCACCUUCGUCCAGGCGCUCAUCGAGAAGGACGGCACCGACGUCAAGUGCCUGAGCGGGGGGCCGCCCAUCAUCACCAAGCCUGAGAGGGUGGUGGGCGUGAUCGGGGCCUCGGCCAGCUCUGUCUCCAUCAUGGUGGCCAACAUCCUCCGCCUCUUUAAGAUCCCCCAGGUGAGCUACGCCUCCACGGCCCCGGAGCUGAGCGAUAACACCCGCUACGACUUCUUCUCCCGCGUGGUCCCGCCGGACACCUACCAGGCCCAGGCCAUGGUGGAUAUCGUCAAGGCCAUGCGCUGGAACUACGUCUCCACGGUGGCAUCGGAGGGCAACUACGGGGAGAGCGGCGUGGACGCCUUCAUCCAGAAGUCCCGCGAGGACGGAGGUGUGUGUAUCGCCCAGUCUGUGAAGAUUCCCCGGGAGCCAAAGUCGGGAGAAUUCGACAAGAUCAUUCGCCGGCUCAGGGAGAACCCUAAUGCCCGUGUGGUCAUCCUGUUCGCCAACGAGGACGACAUCAGGCGUCUUCUGCAAGCAGCCAAAAAGGCCAACCAGACAGGCCACUUCCUGUGGGUGGGCUCGGACAGCUGGGGGUCCAAAAUCUCCCCUGUGCUGCAUCAAGAGGAGAUGGGGGAGGGGGCGGUUACCAUCCUGCCCAAACGCAUGUCUGUCAGAGGUUUCGACCGCUACUUCAUCAGCCGAACCCUGGACAACAACAGGAGGAAUAUCUGGUUUGCCGAGUUCUGGGAGGACAACUUCCACUGCAAGCUGAGCCGCCAUGCGCUGAAGAAAGGAUCCGGGAUCAAAAAGUGCACAAAUCACGAGCGGAUCGGGAAGGACUCGUCCUAUGAGCAGGAGGGGAAGGUGCAGUUUGUCAUCGACGCGGUCUACGCCAUGGCCCACGCGCUGCACAACAUGCACAAGGAGCUGUGCCCGGGCAAGGUGGGCCUCUGCACCAAGAUGGACCCCAUCAACGGCACCAUGCUGCUCAAGUUCAUCCGCAACGUCAACUUCACAGGCAUUGCUGGGAACCCUGUGCUUUUCAAUGUGAAUGGAGAUGCGCCUGGUCGCUACGAGAUCUUUCAGUACCAGAUCAAGAAUAGUACGGCAGAGUACAAGGCCAUUGGAAAUUGGACCGACCAGCUCCAUUUAGACAUCAAGGCGAUGCAGUGGCCGGGGGGCGCCCGGCAGGUACCCGUCUCCAUCUGCAGCCAGCCGUGCCCUCUGGGCCACCGCAAGAAGACGGUGAAGGGCAUCCCCUGCUGCUGGCACUGCGAACGGUGCGACGGCUAUCAGUACCAGGCCGACACCUUCAGCUGCAAGAUGUGCCGCUUCGACCUGCGGCCCAACGAGAACCACACGGGCUGCCGGCCCAUCCCCAUCGUCAAGCUGGAGUGGAGCUCGCCCUGGGCCGUCAUCCCGGUCUUCAUCGCCAUCCUGGGCAUCAUGGCCACCCUGUUCGUGGUGGGCACCUUCAUCCGUUACAACGACACGCCCAUCGUGAAGGCCUCAGGCCGCGAGCUCAGCUACGUGCUGCUGACGGGCAUCUUCCUGUGCUACGCCACCACCUUCCUGAUGAUCUCCACGCCCGACGUGGGCAUCUGCUCCCUCCGCCGCAUCUUCCUUGGCCUGGGGAUGAGCAUCAGCUACGCCGCCCUCCUGACCAAGACCAACCGCAUCUACCGCAUCUUCGAGCAGGGAAAGAUGUCCGUCUCUGCCCCCCGCUUCAUCAGCCCGGCCUCCCAGCUGGUCAUCACCUUCAGCCUGAUCUCGGUGCAGCUGCUGGGGGUGUGCAUCUGGUUCGGCGUGGACCCCUCCCAGGCCAUCAUCGACUACGAGGACCAGCGCACGGCCAACCCGGACUUCGCCCGCGGCGUGCUCAAGUGCGACAUCUCGGACCUGUCGCUCAUCUGCUUGCUGGGGUACAGCAUGCUUCUCAUGGUCACCUGCACCGUCUACGCCAUUAAGACACGAGGAGUCCCCGAGACCUUCAACGAGGCCAAGCCCAUCGGCUUCACCAUGUACACCACUUGCAUCGUCUGGCUGGCCUUCAUCCCCAUCUUCUUCGGGACCUCGCAGUCCACAGAAAAGAUGUACAUCCAGACGACCACGCUGACCAUCUCGGUGAGCCUGAGCGCCUCCGUGUCCCUGGGGAUGCUCUACAUGCCCAAGGUGUACGUGGUGCUGUUCCACCCGGAGCAGAACGUGCCCAAACGCAAACGCAGCCUGAAGGCCGUGGUCACGGCCGCCACAAUGUCCAACAAGUUCCCCAAAGGAGGCCUGCGGCCCAACGGAGAGGCCAAGUCUGAGCUGUGCGAGAGCCUGGAGACACAAGACUGCGGAGAGGGCGGGGAACACGGUGAGGGACUGUAGAGGCUCCCUCCCACAGUUUCCAAGCAAACCUACAUCAGCUACAGCAACCAUGCAAUCUAGGACAAGACGUAGCCCUCUGAUGCCUGGAUCUGACCUCACCCCAGACACAUAUGAAUCACACAGACAGAAAAGCAGUGGGAAACAAGGAAAAAGAGGUGGCCAAUUUAAAACAUUUUAAAAACAGGAUCUUUGAGGACCAGGUUUGGCAAACAAAUGCCAAGACAAAAAAAAAAAAAACAAGCUGCAGGGAAGAUUCUCUGGGGGCCACGUCGAAUGUGACACGGUGUUGUCCCAGAGACCGUCAGAGACAACAGGCAGCCUCGUGUCCAUGGUAACAGCAGAGCGGAUGGAUUCCGGACCGAGGUUUUCCUUCUGGAGUUUAUAUCACGGCUUGCUCUUGCUCUUGCUCUCAAGACCUCUGUUCUGAAGUUUACUUGAGCUUCUCAGUAAGAGCGACAAGUAAAACAUUUUUUUUUGUAAAAAAAAAAAAAAAAAAAAAAAAGGCUGUUAUCUUCAUGUGCCGUGUCGUAUUCUUGCCAGUCAUGUGAAGAGUUAACUAGAGUUCUUCUCCGUCAUUUGAGGUUGUGACCAAGGGCUGAAUAAGAGCAGCCAAUAAAGCCCGUGUGAUCCACAGUUCUCUCCAGUUCAGUCUCCUCUGUUUGUCCUCAGUUAUAAAAAUGGAGCCAUGUCGGGAAUUUUAAGACAGAUAUUUACUCAGACCAAAAAACAAAAAAACAAAACAAAGCUGAUCAUUGUAUUGGUCAAUACAUACACGGUACACAGAAGCCAUUCAGACGAUGUUGCAUUUUCUCUUUUCUAAUUGUUUUUGUGAAGAAGGUGAUGUUUAAUUUGUUCAUGCAAAAAUAAUAAACAUCUGCUUGGAUAAGUGUAUGACUGCCUGUGUAGUGUCAUUCACAUACAUGCCUACAUGCAGAUCCAACCACCCUAAUUAAUCAGUACAAAUGUUCCUCCAACUUCUGUUUCCCCCAUGAGGGGGGUUAAGGUGACUACAGUAUACCAUGUGACACUGUCUGAGUGGUAUUUUUGUUCAGAUAUCAAGCAUGCUUGUAGGAACAUACUGUGUGUACUGUGUUGUCAAAGUCGGAAUGCAACUUGUGAGGACUGUGGUAAAAUUCUGUUACAGUGGUGUCACCGUUUGGGUCUGUGCUGCGUCUGGGAACCCAAACCUAUUGAGGUCUAGUGAUUACUGGUUUAUUUUAUCAAGUUUUCUUUUUGUGUGUGUGUGAUUAAAUAUUUAUUUUUUGUACGUAAUUAAGUAUUAAAUCAGUUUUGAACCAUAAACAGAAACGGAGACCAAACGGAAGGACUGCACUGUACUCCUUCUGGAAACUUCCUGGUUUUCUGCGUCUGUAAUCCAGUAUUCCACUACCUAUUCCAAAUAUAUUACCAGUUUAUAUACCACACUCCAUAGCUGGUUCACCAUGGUUCCACUGUGCCCAGCCCAUGACAUGGACUAGCUUAUUUAGAGGGGGCGUACUGUAUGGAUUUACCAUUGUUUUUAGCAUUUCCUUUAUUUGCAAUGGCAGAUACAUGUAUCUGUGUUCAGGAGUGGGAACAACAUUACACAACAAUUGAAAAGAUCAGAAAGAAGGAUACAACUUGGAAGGUUUCAACAGCCAAUCAUGUCCUGCAUGCAAAUGUGAAAGACCCACAGUCGUGGCUGUAUAUUUACGCUUUCUAUGGUUAGUCUUUCUUUUGUUUUUGUUCCGUGCAAUUAGAUAAUUAUCUUUAGGGCUAGCCCUGGGCCUCCAUUCAAAUUGGAGGAGCUCACCAGCCUUGUACAGUUAAUGACAAGUCAAUCGCUGACCUCUUUAUGAUGAUUCUACCAGUGUUUAGAUCUCAAGGAGAACCAACCACCAUGUGUCACUCAUAAACUGCCCUGGCAAAGUGCUGAUCUAUAAGGUUGGCUUUGCAAAAAAAGCAAGAAAGAAAGAACGAAAGAAAGGAAGGCAGGAAGAAAGAACACUUUAGACGUUUAUGUUAUGUAAAACGGGGAAAGCCCCGCUGCUUCAAUGGUUUUAUAAGCUCCAGAAGGAAAACCGAAGAGGUGAUUAUCAAAAUAUUUUUUUAAAUUACAGCAAAAGACAAACCUACUUCUUUUCUUUCAUUCAGCUGUCAUUGCUUCGACCGAUAUCGCCGAGGCUGUGGCAAAAUGAGGUGUGGUUUAUUUUUCUGUUGAUGAAAUAUUGUGGGGUUGUUUGUGAUUGUGUAUACCAUGAGUUUAUGCUUUUUGUCCCUUCUCCUCUACCAUCACCUGGUUCUUUUCAACACGUUGUCUGUGUUGCAAAAUAGAGUAUGUAAGUGCUGACCAAAUUAAAUGGCAAGUUAAUGUAUGUUAUUUAAAAAUGGAUUGAUCAUGUCUGCUUUAUGUACUGACCUAUUAAAAAAAAAAAAAGAAACAAAAAAGAGAAAUACAGUGCCUGGAUAUUUAUGACUUAUCUAUAGAAAACAUAUUGAAAAGUGUAGAGCAUGUUCAUUUUUAUACAAAAAAAAAAGAUAUUUCUAAUAAAAAACUGUUUUGCAAAUACAA
Messenger RNA from Conger conger (European conger), 6395 nucleotides. Its product is annotated as metabotropic glutamate receptor 4-like. The coding region runs from base 1085 to 3844 and encodes 919 amino acids. Lineage: Eukaryota; Metazoa; Chordata; Actinopteri; Anguilliformes; Congridae. Gene Ontology annotation, biological process: regulation of synaptic transmission, glutamatergic; G protein-coupled glutamate receptor signaling pathway. Gene Ontology annotation, molecular function: adenylate cyclase inhibiting G protein-coupled glutamate receptor activity. The record is from RefSeq and is a predicted model, not a curated record. Gene Ontology annotation, cellular component: membrane. The transcript has 12 exons.